CCCAAAUUUUACAAACAAAGCCCUACCUGCUCCAGUGCUCCUCUUAUCUUCAAAACCAGAGAUCUCAGCGAUGGCAUAGAGACAAAUUAGCAACGAUGAGUAAAUAGUUUUCGGAGCUAGAGGAGUUUGUUGGAGUAGUUGUACUGUUGUUCGCUGUUCGUCGUUGGGACGCUUGUGUCUUCACCGUAACAGUGCUUUCUUUUUCGGUAGUGUCUGUAGGUGUUGGUUCUACUUCAAUUCGAACUUUCUCCAUGGAAGCAUCGAUCUCUAAUCCCAUGGCUCAACAAGAACAGGAAGAUGAAGUGAUAAACAUAAGCGUGAAGAUAAUUAAAACUGUGAGUUUACAAAUUAAUAAAUUCGAAAGUGUUGGAGAACUCAAAGAUUUAGUGUCCGCCCACGAGGGAAUACCAGAGAUUCAUCAGGAGCUGUUUUUCAACGGCAAUCAUCUCAAGAAUGAGAAGACGAGGCUUUUCGACCAUGGAAUCCGCAGUAACAGCACUGUGAGUGCCUACAUUGCAAAUUCGAAGCUGAUGUCGUUGACCAUCGAGAUACCAUAUAGGAAGGGAAGGUUUAUCAUUGAAACGAACCCUCAGGACACGGUCCAGAAUGUGAAGGCUGUGAUUGAGGACACAGAAAACAUGGGGUCAGAUGAGUUCAAUCUGGUUUAUCGUGGGAGGGUGUUAGAGGAGGAGAAGACUGUAGCGUUUUUGGGCAUUACUAAUGGAUCCAGGCUUUACGUGGUGUUAAAUCCUAGAGAUGUGUUGCAGGUUUCAGUGAAGAUGUUGAGUGGAGAAACUGUGAAAAUACAGGCGAGGGUGUUGCACACAAUACUGGAUGUAAGAAGUUUUGUUGAGAGCAUAGUUGGUUAUUUAGUGGGAGAUCUUAGUUAUGGUGGAAUGAGGCUCGAGGAUUCAAAGACAAUUUCGUAUUAUGAAAUUAAGGACAAAUCCAUCUUAUUGGUGCUUCCACCAACUACUAAGGUAUUUAGGCUAACUAAGAAUCUACGCCUAAGUGGUGUACAAUCAGAGGUCGAAGCUAAAGAGAUUGAAGAGUUUGCAAAAUGGAUAGCUAAUAUAGGUGAUGGAGUAGUUGGUAAUUCAACUGAUAGUGAAGCAGAUAUUACAAUUCCAGAUCACUUAUUGCUCAAGUAUGACGAUGAUCCUACUGCUGCAAUUAUUGAUAGCACAUUCCCUUUGUUUCGACGCGGUAUAUGUGAUCUGUCAUAUCUUAAGAACAUUGUUAUUUUGACUCCAACAUUGGAUGUGGUAGUGUCUAUAUUUGCUCUACUUCAAACUCUUUCCAUGGAAGAAUCGUUUCUGCGGAGCUCUUCUCCCAUGGCUCAACAAGAACAGGAAGAGAGCUCUAAUCCCAUGGCUCAACAAGAACAGGAAGAGGAAGAUGAAUGGAUAAACAUAUGCCUGAAGAUAAUUAAAACUGUGAGUUUCCAGAUGAGUAAAUUUAAAACUGUUGGCGAACUCAAAGAUUGUUUAGUGUACGAAUGGGAAAUACCUCCAAAGGUUCAUCAGGAGCUGUUUUUCAACGGCAAUCAUCUCAACAAUGACAAGACGACCCUUUUUGAUUAUGGAAUCCGCAGUAACACCACUGUGAGUAGUGCCUAUGUUGGAAAUUCGGAGCUGCUGUGGUUGACUAUCAAGAUGCCAUAUAGGAAUAUAACCUUUACCAUUCAAGUGAAAGCUGAGGAUACGGUCCAGAAUUUGAGGGUUGUGAUUGCGGACAACGAAAACAUUGGGUCAAAUGAGUACAAUCUGUUUGUUUUAUCGUCAGAGGAUGUUGAAUGA
Molecule: messenger RNA, 1799 nt
Organism: Ipomoea nil (Japanese morning glory)
Lineage: Eukaryota; Viridiplantae; Streptophyta; Magnoliopsida; Solanales; Convolvulaceae
Exons: 9
Coding region: 252-1799 (515 amino acids)
Biological process (GO): modification-dependent protein catabolic process; protein ubiquitination
Cellular component (GO): cytoplasm; nucleus
Molecular function (GO): protein tag activity; ubiquitin protein ligase binding
Source: RefSeq, a predicted model, not a curated record